ACCUACGUUGUUAGUAAACAAUAGCGUAAUUCAUUUUUACAGUCUACACAAUUGAAAUAUUGUUUGUCCUAAUUAUAAGUAUAAAUAUAUAAUUUUCAUUUGUCAUGAAAGAGGAUUCGUCAGAAAUACAUUCUCUAGAACCCAAGUAUUUCUUUGGGUUAACUAUCGGCCUUUCAAACAACUGUUUAUUUCUAAAUGAUGAAAAACUCAUUUAUCAUGCAUCCGGUGUUAUCGUCAUACACGAUUACUCGAAUAAUUCCCAAGAGUUUGUGUACUUGAACGAACCUCAAAAAGUUAUUACAACAAUGGACCUUAACAAUAACAAAAACAUAUUAGCCGUAGCUGAGAAGGGUAAGAAACCGUCAAUCAGUUUAUACGAUUUGGACAAAUUCAAACACAUAAGGCAACUGACCAUACCAUAUGAGUCGAAAGCCAACAGUUUCAUAAAAAUUAAGUUUUCUUAUGACGACGUGUAUGUGGCAGCACUUUCCGGCGAACCUGAUUACAUAAUGUAUUAUUACAAUUGGAGACAAUCGAAAGUCGAAAGUCACUUGCAAGUCGUAACCUCAGCCAACGCCGCUGGACCUGUAUCAGAUAUGGCGUUGAACCCUGUCAAUAGUGGUUUAUGCUGUUUUGUUGGCAAGGGAUUGUUCCGUUCGAUGGCCAUGGGUGAGUUGGUCUGGAAACAAUACGGAUUUCACAAAGCUAACAAAUUUAAUUUUACUACUGUGUGUUGGUUAAAUAGCGAGAGAGUUUUAGCGGGUACUGUUGACGGUCGUAUAUUUUUGAUCGAAAACGGUGAAUUGAAGUCUGUCUACAACAUUCAGACUCUAUCGGAGUUCGACCUAAAUGUGACAGGUCCAAAUCCAUUGCAAGUACGACCACUAUCAGAUGGUCGGGAUAUGAAAAUUCAAUACUUUACGCCGGUUAGAAACGGACUUAUGUUUGUGGUGAAUGGUUAUCAAGUUUACUACUACAAAAUGAAAGCAAAUCGUUAUAGGCAAAGCAUCAUGUUUCAAGUGCCUAGGGACGGCGAACGUCAAGUGAAUGUCGGUGAAGGUGGUGGCGAUAGUGACGGUAACAGUAACGGUGACGGCGACGGCAACACCGAUGACGGUGACGGCGAUGAUGGCAGAGGGUCAGAUGCUAUAAAUACGUUGAGUGUUAGCCCAAAAAACAAGAAACUAGUUUGCGUCACUGGCACAUCUCGAUUAUAUUGGUCAUCGACCGAAGGGAAAUCUGGAAUGAUGGACGUAGAGCUUGAACCGUUUGGUGAGACACUGCACCGUGGUGGUGUGUUUGGUCUGUCUGUGAGUGACUGGAAACCCAUCUUUAUGACUUGUGGCAAAGUUGACCGGACUGUGAAACUGUGGAACUAUAUGAGACGCACUUUGAUACUAUCUCAGCGCUAUGAUGAGGAUGUGCACGACGUGUCACUGCACCCAACAGGGUCAUAUGCGGUAGUAGCGUUUCGGGACCGAGUCGUAUUCAACGUUAUAUAUGACUCCGUGGCACUCAAACCACGCCGGGAGUUUCCCGCGGCCAAUUGUCAUUUGGUUCGAUUUAGUUUAUCCGGUCACAUGUUUGCUGUCAUAAACGACCUAGUCGUCGACGUCUAUUGCUCAGUUACGUUCGACAAACGUUUCACGCUUUCCGGCCAUAAGAACACGAUCACAGAUCUAGUUUGGGCUAACAAUGACUGGAAGUUGGUGUCGUGUGAUGUCGAUGCCCAAAUAUGUAUCUUUAAUUUGUAUACGAAUGAACAUGUGAUUGAUAUCAAAUUUUGGAAUAAGUCAUUUGUUAGUUUGGCUGCAUCGAACAACAUGAAACAAAUCUACACUGCUGCACCUGACGGCAGAAUCAGAGAGUUAUAUAAUCGAACGGUGAUUCGUGAUAAAGAUUUAGACCAUGGUCCAUUAAAUACCAUAACUCUAUCUAGAUCAGAUUUAAUGUUAUUCAUAGCGUGUCAAUACGGUGUCAUAUUAUCUCUGGCAUUGCCAAUCAAGUCUCAAGUCAAAUACAAAGAAUUUUGUAUUCACAAUAAAACUAUAUCAAAGAUGCGGUUGACGAUAAACGAUUCAACAUUGAUCACGUGCUCUGUUGAUGGUAGCAUUGGUAUAUGGUAUGUGAAAAACGCCAAAGGAAAGAUUACGCACGCUACUCCAAAAUUUUCAGACGACAUUCUUGUAUCAUCGAAUUAUUUGAAAAAUAAAGUUGAAACAGUUUCAAUUUUAAAUUUGAGAUUAUUAGAAUUGGAAAAAAAGAGUGAAAAUGAUAUAGUCCACUUAGAAAAAUCUCACGAAAGACAGUUACGAGAAAUAAAAACCCAACAUUUUAUGAAAAUGGAACUAGUAAAACAAAAAAAAAAUGAAAUGUAUGCAUUACAUGUUAGUGAUAGAAUAUGUUUAGAAGAUAAAAUCACUGAGCUAAAGAAAAAUCAAGAAACUAAUAUGCAAGUAUUGAAAGAAAGUUAUGAAGAACAACUCAAAUAUGAAGAUGAGAAAUACGUAAAGACAGAGAAAGAUAUAUUUAAUAUAAAUAAUGACUUAAAAAGACAAACAGAGAUUAUUUUAACUUCACAUGAAAUAAGUAUGCAAGAAUUAGUAAAAAAAUUUAAAGAUGAUUUAAAGAAAGAAGAAGACAUUUUUCAAAGAUUUAAGGAUGAAUUGAGCAAGGAAAUGAAUCUAUAUGAAAUUGAGAUUGACGAAUUUGACUUCCAAGGUGAUUGGGAAGUGUAUGGCUUAUUUAAUAAUAUCGUGCCCGAAUACCAAAAGUUGUCUAGGAAAAUAAAAAAAGCGCAAAAGGAAGUCAAUGUAUUAAAAGUUAAAAUAAAAACGGCCAAAAAGGAAGAAGAAGAUCUAAAGUUUUUGAUUGAUAAGUUUGACGAAGAUGUUAAAAAAAUGAUAAUUAAUGAGAAAAUGUUAGAAGAAAAAAUUGAAGUGAUGGAAAAGACGAUGCAGGAAUGUAAUGCGAUUAUACAAGGUAAAGAUAAAUGGAUGGAUAAUGAGAAAUUGAAUAUGAAAGACGUUGAAAAACAAAUAUUAGUAUUGAGAUUCAAUAAGGAAGAGCAAAUAAAAGUUAUUGACCCAUUGAAAAUGAAACUUAAUGAUUUAAAAGCAUUCAAAGAUUCAAUGUCGUUUUAUGCAUAUGAGAUUGGAAAUUCAAUGAACCAUAUACACUUGGAAUGUGGUACGCUAAAACAGAAAAUAAAAUCUAAAAGAAGAGAGUUAAAACAAAUUGUAGGAGGAAUCAAUGUACGGGAAGCGUUUAUUAAGACUAUAAAGUUGGAAGUAUAUUAUAUCUACAAGGGUGUAGAUAAUGAUGUCAACCUAAGAGAUUCCAUUAGAAGUUUACAUCUUAAAUUUACAAAUAUUAAUUGGUUGGAGGUAACGAAAUCAAAUGAUUUAUUAAGGCAGAGACAAUUUUUAGAAAGGGCUGUAGCCAACCUCGAACGCCGUAAAGCUACAGCUGUUGAGCGACAGAAUCCAUUACAAUUCAACAUUAUUGAAGAAAACCAAUCUCUUCUCUUGGUGGUUAAUAAGUUGAGAAAAGAAGCAAAGACGAAUCAAUUAAAGUACAAAGAAUUACAGUGUUUAAUAAAAGAGAAAAGUCGUCAAUCGGCAUCUGUCGAAAACGCCAAUAAUGAAGAGGAGUCAUUUGAAAGUCUAAAUAAAAAUCUAGAAGAUUAAUUCUAUAGUUAAUUGUUGUUAAUACCCUCCUUAGUUAAAUUUGGAGUAUAAUGUAGUUACUAUUGGGUUUAAUUAUAUUCAGAAUAUUAUUAACCAUUUUUUACUAAUUAAAAGAUAAUUGAACCUCAUUAUGUAAAAUCUACUGGAUAUAAACAAUACU
Molecule: messenger RNA, 3849 nt
Organism: Aphis gossypii (cotton aphid)
Lineage: Eukaryota; Metazoa; Arthropoda; Insecta; Hemiptera; Aphididae
Product: cilia- and flagella-associated protein 57-like
Exons: 15
Coding region: 105-3689 (1194 amino acids)
Molecular function (GO): protein binding
Source: RefSeq, a predicted model, not a curated record